AAGUUCAGUGUGCGCAAUUUCGAACAUGCAAAGGAGGUACACGCUGUUUGCCUACCUGUUGUGGCUGUUGUUGGGCUGGUUAGGAGUCCACCAUUUCUAUCUCCGUCGACACAAACAGGGAGUGCUAUGGCUGACGUCCUUCAGCGGCUUUUUCGGGAUCGGUUGGUUGCGGGAUUUCUGGAGGCUCCCGACCUAUGUCAGAGACUCCAACGACGACCCAGAGUUCCUCGAACAACUUAACGUGAGAUUUCGUCACUUGCGAGGUCCACGUGUCUUCAGCAACUGGCACCGUCUGGUGGGCCAGGUGCUGUUUGGAGCGUUCUACCGUGGACUGAUCCACUGCGCCAUUCCGUGGGAAAGCUCUGUCAUUGACUUUGCUGCACUUAUCGUUCCUCUAGGGACUGCCUUCGGUACUUACAUGGUCAGUAAUGUCGGUCGACAGAAAAGCCCGUUCUACCUUGCUCUAAUUGGGGCAUAUGUUGGUGAGUUUCUAAUGGGAGAGCCCCAUCUUGUUCUGGAAGGGAGCAACGCUGUGUUAGUGGCUGGAGUUGCCAUGGUGUUUUCAACCUACGGCUGGGAGUGGAGGAGAGACAGAGAGGACAUGUCGUGCGGCAAGUGUCUGUUAGUUGUGGUGUUGGUCUACGGCAUAUUCAUCGGUCUCUGCUGCUCUUUCGUCUACUUCAACGCAUCAGUCGAGACGGAAGACGGUGAGACAAUCAAAGUCCGCGACGCUCUAGAGAAUUUCUUCAACUCUCCGGCAUGGCAGCAGAUAAAGACAGCGUUCUGGGUACUCUUGAGUGACAUCUACCAGUCGUGGCGGACAGGUGGCUACGAAAAAGCCUGGAGCAAGUUUGUUGACCUUGCCGACAUAGAGGGGGAAGACCACGCCUAUGAUGUGCUGGAGUUGGAGCGGGGUGCAGAGUUCAAGGAGGUUAGGAAGAGGUACAAGGAGCUGGCGAGGGAGUGGCACCCCUGACCAUCACCAGGGAGACGAGAUGAAGCUCAAAGCUCAGGAGCAGUUCAUGAAGUAUAACAAUGCCUACAAGGUUUUGGAGGGAAUUCACAAGCGGAGGAAGAAGUACGGUGAUGACUAUAUGGACUGACGCUCCGCUCUUUAGUUGUGUUGUCAUAGAUUACAUCUUUGCAUCGUUUCCGGCAC
This is a messenger RNA of Geodia barretti, 1159 nucleotides long. NCBI's taxonomy places the organism in Eukaryota, Metazoa, Porifera, Demospongiae, Tetractinellida, Geodiidae. The record is from the annotation of a GenBank genome assembly.